AUGUACCAACAAGGAAAUAAACUAGAACAUAACUUACAAUUGAAACUAAAAAGAAUCUUUGUCUUAAUCUUUCAGGUUUCCCGAGAACGUGGUGAGCAAUUGGCUGUCGAAUAUGGCAUUAAGUUUAUGGAAACCUCCGCUAAGGCCAGCAUUAAUGUUGAAGAGGCUUUCCUUACCCUAGCUAGUGAUAUAAAAGCAAAAAUGGAAAAGCGAAUGGAGGCAAACAAUCCCCCCAAAGGUGGUCAUCAAUUGAAAUCGAAUGAUCAUAGAAAAGCAGAAAGUUGGUUGUCAAGGUGCAGUCUGCUUUGACGAGGUAAAUACAACGAUGAAUGUAGUUUUCUAACAUCUUGUUAAGCUUAACAAGAACUUAAACUUUUUUUAUUGUAAUAAUAAUAUUAAACGAAACAUAAUAAAACAUAAUAAUGAUAAUGAUAAAAUAUAAAAUUUAUAAAAAACCCAUAACAAAAAAAAAAAGAAGCGGAAAAGAAAUUAAUCAUAAUUAAUUAAAUAUAGAUGUUUAAAAAUAAAAGAAAACAAAAAGAAUUAUCGCAAUUUACCACAAAAGGAUUUAAACCAGAAUAAAAAAAACAAGUAAGCAAGCAAAUAAACAAACAAAUAAGCACGAAUUAAAACGACUAUUUAAAGAAAUAAAUUAUAGACAGAAAUAAGGUCAAUAUGAAAAAAGAAAACAAAACAUUAAAUUAAUAUUAAACUGCAUGAUUUGAAAACUAACAUUACCAACCAAUUGCAAUUAAAAAUUACAAAUACAAAACAAAAAUAUAUAUUUAGACGAAAUAAAUUUAAAAAUAAAAACAAGUGUAUACAAGACAAAGCAACAGUUUUAAGAAGAUGUUUUUAUACGAAAUAUAAUUAGUUUUUUUUCAAAUAUCAAAUACA
Messenger RNA from Lucilia cuprina (Australian sheep blowfly), 897 nucleotides. RefSeq names its product ras-related protein Rab-8A (gene Rab8). Lineage: Eukaryota; Metazoa; Arthropoda; Insecta; Diptera; Calliphoridae. The transcript has 3 exons. Gene Ontology annotation, molecular function: GTPase activity; GTP binding. The record is from RefSeq and is a predicted model, not a curated record. Bases 1 to 309 code for a protein of 102 amino acids. Gene Ontology annotation, cellular component: plasma membrane; synaptic vesicle; endosome. Gene Ontology annotation, biological process: protein localization to plasma membrane; protein secretion; regulation of exocytosis.